Molecule: messenger RNA, 3784 nt
Organism: Oryzias melastigma (Indian medaka)
Lineage: Eukaryota; Metazoa; Chordata; Actinopteri; Beloniformes; Adrianichthyidae
Product: GTPase IMAP family member 8-like
Exons: 2
Coding region: 168-3035 (955 amino acids)
Molecular function (GO): GTP binding
Source: RefSeq, a predicted model, not a curated record
GGAUUGUUCUGCUGGGAAAGAGUGAAGACAAGAGAUCAAAACUGUCCAACUUUAUUAUUGGAGAUGAAGCUUUUCAUUCACAAGCAUCAAACAAACACUGUGUGACAACAUCUGGAGAAUGGAGAGGAAAAUCUGUGUUAGUUCUUAAAACUCCAGACCUGUUUAAGAUGAGCGAUCAGAUGGUGAGAAGAGAGAUGAGCAGAUGCAGGAGUCUGAGUUUCCCUGGACCAAAUGUUCUGCUGCUGAUAGUGAAACCAUCUGACUUCAAACAAGAAGAUGCAGAAAAACUGACCUUCAUCCUGAGUUUGUUUGGUCAGAAUAGUUUCAAACACUCCAUGAUUGUCCUCACACACAAAGAAAAACAAACCAAUGUUCAAAAUCAGCUGCUGCAGAAGUGUGGAGGAAGACAGUACAACAUGUUUGAGGAAAAUCAUGGAUUAUUGAUGAAGAACAUUGAGAAGAUGAUGAGUGAAAACAAAGAAUCCUUCCUCACCUUCACUGAAGAGACCAGAGGACUACAGUGUGAACAGAUCAAACCAGAUUUAAACCUGGUUCUGUGUGGGAGGAGAGGAGCAGGGAAGACUUCAGCAGUCAAGGAGAUUCUAGGUCUGUCAGAGCUGCAGUCAGUCAGCUCACAGCAGAGUAUUAGAAACCAGGCAGAGGUUAGUGGACGUUGGGUUUCCGUGGUGGAGCUGCCCGCCUUGUCUGAAAAACCCCAGAAGGAAGUGAUGCAGGAAUCCUUCAGGAGCGUCUCUCUCUGUGACCCUGAGGGCGUCCACGCCUUCAUCCUGGUUCUUCCUGUGGAUCCACUCACUGAUGAAGACAAGGGAGAACUGCAGAUCAUCCAGAAGACAUUUGGCUCUCAGGUCAAAGACUUCACCAGGAUCCUGUUCACUGUGGACUCAGAUCCCAAAGAUCCAAAGGUUGUUCACUUUGAAGAACAAGAUUUUGACAUUCAGAAAUUCUGUCAGAGCUUUGGAGGAAGAUACAACAUUCUGAACAUCAGGAACAAACAGCAGAUCUCAGAGCUGCUGGAGAAGAUUCAGGUGGAAAACAGUUAUUCAGUACAAACAUUUGUACAGGUACAGAUGGAAAAAAUCAGUGAACUGGAGGAGGAAGUGAGGAAUCUAACAAGACAGGACUCAUGUGACAAAGAACAGAGUCCAGACAGUCUGAGGAUUGUUCUGAUCGGGAAGACCGGCAGUGGAAAGAGUUCUUCAGGAAACACCAUCCUGGGAAGAAAAGAGUUUAAAGCUGAAUUAAAUUCAAAUUCAGUCACCAAAAUUUGUCAGAAAGCUCAGGGUGAAGUAGACGGUCGUCCAGUUUUUGUGGUGGACACUCCUGGUCUGUUUGACACAAAUCUGUCAAACAAAGAGGUUAAUGAAGAGAUGGUGAAAUGCAUCAGUCUGCUGGCUCCAGGACCGCAUGUCUUCCUGCUGGUGAUCCAGAUCGGACGAUUUACAAAAGAAGAAAUCAAAACACUGAAACUCAUCAAGGAAAAUUUUGGAGAAAAAUCUGAACUGUUCACCAUCAUUCUCUUCACAAGAGGAGAUGAUCUGCAACACGGUGGAAAAACGAUUGAACGGUAUAUUGAAGAGAGUUCAAAUUCACUGCAGAAACUGAUUAGAGACUGUGGAGGAAGAUACCAUGUGUUCAAUAACUAUGAUAGAAACAACCGACAACAGGUGAGUGAGCUGAUAACAAAGAUCGACUCAAUGGUGAAGAACAAUGGAGGCAGCUGCUUCAGCAAUGAGAUGCUGGAAGAAGCCGAAGCAGCGAUUAGGAAAGAAAUGGAGAGAAUCCUGAAGGAGAAAGAAGAAGAAAUCAGGAAAGAAAAGGAGGAGCUUAAAAGAAAACAUGAAGAAGAAAAGCAAGAAAUGUCAAGAAAAAUGGAAGAAAAGAUGAAAAAACUACAACAGGAAAGUGAACGGAAACUUCAAGAAAUGAAUGAAAAUAUUAAGAAAGAGCGCGAACAACAACAGAAAGAACAAGAAGAAAGAGAAAAGAUGAACAAGGAAAGAGAGGAGAAAGAAGAACGACAAAGAGAAGCUUUAAAAAAGCAAAUAGAAGAGUUGGACAAAGAAAUUCAGUCCGCAAUAGAAGAACAGAAAACUGAACUGGAGAAGGAGAGAAAUGAAAAGCAAAGAAAUCAAGAAGUCUGGGAGAAGGAACGGAGAGAAUGGUGGGAAAAAAAGAAACGAGAAGAAGAAAAGAGAGAACGGGAAGAACAAAAACGACUAAAGAAACUUGAGGAACAGUUAGAGAUGGAAAGGGAAAAGUAUGAACAGAAAAGCAAAGAUGAGAUUCAGAUCAGAAAAGAGUUGGAAGAAAAAGAAAAGAAAUAUAAGAAAGAACUGGAAGAUAAAGAAAAGAAGAACAAGGAAAUAAAGGAGAAGGAAGAACUUCAAAGAGAGAAUUUAAAAAAGCAAAUAGAAGAGUUGGACAAAGAAAUUCAGUCAGCAAAAGAAGAACAGAAAACAGAACUGGAGAAGGAGAGAAAGGAAAAGCAAAUAAGUCAAGCAGCCUGGGAGAAGGAAAGGAGGGAAUGGUGGGAAAAACAGAAACAAGAAGAAGAAAAGAGAGAACAGGAAGAACAAAAACGACUUAAGGAACUUGAGGAACAGUUAGAGAUGGAAAGAAAAAGGUAUGAUCAGAAAACUGAGGAGGAGAUUCAGAUCAGAAAAGAGUUGGAAGAAAAUGAAAAAAAAUAUAAAGAAGAUACAGAGAAUCUCCAGAAAAAGUUUGUGGAAAAAGCCAGAAAAAGAGCUGAAGAAAUGAAUAAAUUCAUGUCAAAAUGUGCUAUGGAAAGAGAAAAAAGACAAAAAGAUAUCAGCAACUUAGUGAAGUGUGUGACCAAAAAGAACGAAAAUCUGACAAAAAUACGACAACUGCUGUCAGAACAAGAACAAGAAAUAAAAACAUGUGAAAGUGAGGCAAAAGAAAACCUACAGAAAGAACAUGAAGCUAAAAUUAGUGAUCUGAUACAAGAACUUCUCAACAAAGAGGAAACAAAAUCUUACUGUUGUAUUUUAUAAAACUCCAGUCAAUUCUUUCUGCAUCUUCUAAAGAUGUCUUUCUAUAGAAAAAUGAACCUCUUAAAUUUAGUAAACCAAUCAGAUCAGAGAACGACUCCUGCAUGAAAGAUGAAGCUUCGUCUUUUGGAAAAUAAUUUGUUUAAAAAAUCCAGAAUGAUUAUGACCAGCAAUCACUUCAAUGUUGGUGAAAUCAAACAAUGAACACCAACAGAAGAACUCACAGCUGUUUGAUAAAAAGGUAAGAUGAUUUCUGCUUUCAGUGAGACAAAAACUGAAGAAACAUAAAAGUGUUUGUCAGCGAAACUAGAUGGACCAAAAGAUUCAUUUUGUUUUAAAGCAUCAAGUUUAAACUCUGGAUUCAUGGAAGAAGGUCCAACCCUGAGAACACUUUCAUUUUUUUAUCUUAGGAAUAAAAAUUAUUAAAAGUUCCAGAUUUCUUUCAAAUCAUAUUUGAUUAAAUUAACCUUUUAUGAGUUUUAUAUAAUACUUUUUUCUGUUGCUCAUACUUUCCUUUAGUGGUUCUGAAAUUACUCUGAUUUGUUUCUGCUAGAAUGGUUAUGAAAUCUUUUAAUUAUUAUGUAUCACUAACAUGUUUGUGGUUCUGCCAGCUGAGAUUUGCAUGCUCUCUGAUGGAGAAACAGAACUCAGCAGACAACCACAGUCGACAAAAGACUGGAUCAAGUGUAACACAAAACAUGGUAUCUGUAGACUGUUGAUAUUAGAUAGCAAAAACAGAGUGGAAUAAAAAU